This is a messenger RNA of Dermochelys coriacea (leatherback sea turtle), 1528 nucleotides long. It is a transcript of the gene HOXB13, whose product is annotated as homeobox B13. Bases 142 to 1029 code for a protein of 295 amino acids. The transcript has 2 exons. The record is from RefSeq and is a predicted model, not a curated record. Gene Ontology annotation, biological process: regulation of transcription by RNA polymerase II. Gene Ontology annotation, molecular function: DNA-binding transcription factor activity, RNA polymerase II-specific; RNA polymerase II cis-regulatory region sequence-specific DNA binding. Lineage: Eukaryota; Metazoa; Chordata; Testudines; Dermochelyidae.
CGUCAGAGCAGCUUGGCUGGAGGCAAUGCAGCCUCCUCUGCAAUUCCCAGGCUUUUAAAAAGAUGAGGAGCCCUCCUUCCCCAGAGCCCAAGCGAUGCCGAGUGUGAUCUGACCCAUGCACCGGCCUGCAAGCCUCGCUGCAUGGACCCUGGGACUUUCGCAAGCGCCGAGGAGCUGGAUGAAAGCACCAAGAGCAUGGAGGGGUUCACGGGGGCGGGCAGUUUUGCUGCAAGCCAGUGCAGGGGUCUGGUGGCUCACUCUGCCUUAGGAGGGCCCCCCCCUCCUGCCUUCGUGCCGGGCUCUAACUACCUCAGCCUGGAUGCUCCCAGUGCAGGUCCCGGGGAGCCCUCCAAGCAAUGCAUUCCGUGCCCUGCUAUCCCCCAAAGUUCAUCCACCACCCCGCCUUUGCCUUAUGGAUAUUUCGGCAGCGGUUAUUACUCUUGUCGGGUUGCCAGGAGCUCCCUCAAACCUUGCCCCCAGUCCAGCUACUCUGCAGAGAAAUACGUGGACACCCCAGCGGCCGCUGAUGACUACCAGACCCGACCGACAGAGCUGGCUUUCUACCCCAGCUAUGCAGGCCCUUACCAGCCCAUGGCUAGCUACCUGGACGUUUCUGUAGUUCAGACCAUAGGUGGGCCGGGAGAGCCCAGGCAUGAGACACUUUUACCCGUGGACAAUUAUCACCAGCCGUGGGCUUUAACCAGCGGUUGGAACAGCCAGAUGUGUUGCCCCAAAGAUCAAAACCAGGCUGGGCACCUCUGGAAAUCUGCCUUUUCAGAUAUGGCCCAGCAGCCGCCGGACGCCGGUUCCUUCCGCCGGGGUCGCAAGAAGAGGGUUCCCUACAGCAAGGGGCAGCUGAAGGAGCUGGAGAAGGAAUACGCCAGCAGCAAAUUCAUCACCAAGGACAAGAGGAGGAAGAUCGCCGCCGCCACCAACCUCUCGGAGAGGCAGAUCACCAUUUGGUUUCAGAACAGGAGGGUGAAAGAGAAGAAAGUGGUCGCCAAAAUCAAAACCAGCAGUACCCCGUGAGGAAACAAGGCCAACACCACUAUCGUAACAACACAGCCGCCACCCCUGCUCCCCUGUAGGAUCUGGGUGGGCCUGAGAUGUAAAGAAAAACCAACGGGGGGGGGGGAAAAUCAUCACCUGGAAAUUUGACUUGUCCGUACCCCCCCCCCCUCGCUUCCCCCAGCCCCACGCCCGCCAGCUUCCGCUCAGUGAAUCCAGGCGAAGGACGCGCUUUAUCUGUGGCCUUGUUGUUGAUCCUUUAAUAAGUUAAACCCUUCUGUAAAUGCCGUUGAUUUAGGAAGAUGCGACCUGAUCCCGUCUGGCUGUAACGGAAUGUGUGCGGUUUACCGGUUUUGCCUUACAGCCCCACAUGAGCGUCAAAGUCUCUCUGUCGCUGUCUCUUUGUAUGAGCUCCGUUCCCGAGAGCGCUCAGAAAACCGCCUCAAUGAACCGAAUUAAUAAAUUCCAAAUGCUCUGGAUGGCGUCUGGUUCAGCGUGUGCACCAAACUCGCCCGGUAGA